Molecule: messenger RNA, 1341 nt
Organism: Andrographis paniculata
Lineage: Eukaryota; Viridiplantae; Streptophyta; Magnoliopsida; Lamiales; Acanthaceae
Product: protein NRT1/ PTR FAMILY 5.5-like
Exons: 2
Coding region: 1-1341 (446 amino acids)
Biological process (GO): transmembrane transport
Cellular component (GO): membrane
Molecular function (GO): transmembrane transporter activity
Source: RefSeq, a predicted model, not a curated record
AUGACCCUGUCGACACCGCCACUGCUAGCACAUUACACCGGCACGUGCAGCAACUACCACCCCGACUGCAUCGGGCACACGCCGAAAGUCUUGUUCAACAUAGGCUUCCCCAUGGUCACCGUUGGAAUGUGCAGCAUUGUCAUCAUCUUUGAAAUAAUAUAUGAAGAUUGCGAUAUAGAUGACGAAAAGAAAGAAAUUAUCGGCUUGAACAUCACCAAUCACCCGGUUACAGCUAUCCUCAAUUACAUUAUUAACAUUGCCCUCUCCUACAUAAAGCCUUGGUCCGCUCGUUUUGCAAUCCCUUCAUUUUUCUCAGUUAUAUCCGUGUUCUUGUUUUUAUUCGUGCCGUAUAAAGAGGAAGGAGUAAUGCUAACCAAAGGUAUCGACGGAUUGGCUAAAGAGAGCCCUAUAACGCGAGGCGUGAGAGUCUUGGUGGCCUCAAUUUCCAAGAAUUUCCAUAAAGUCGACGAUCAAAUCCGCCUUCACGACCAAGAAAAUCGCCAAACCUCAUUGCCCCGUACUCGGGGACUCAUGUUUUUGGAUAAGGCCACGAUCAUAGUGCCCGGAAAGAGUUCGGAGGAACACGAGAAGCAUAAAUGGACAUUGUGCACUAUUACAGACGUCGAAAAGACAAAACUCGCGAUUCGUAUGGCUCCCUUAAUCCCAUCCAUCGUUCUUUGCGGCGUCAUAAUCUCCAUCUGCAACACCUACUUCAUAGAGCAAGCCAACACCCUAAACCCGAAGAUCGGGAAAUGGAAAACCUCGUCAUGCUACCUUCUCGCCACCUACGAUACCCUAAAACAAUCCAUGAAGAUAAUUACCUUCCUAUUCCAACUAGCAUCCCCUCGGGCGGGGAUUAGCACGGCGAUGUUUUUUUCGGUGCUGUGCUGCAUAACGGCCGCAAAAGUAGAGCGACGGAGGCUGCAAGCCAUCACGCGCCACGGCUUGAUCGACAAGCCCGACCAGAGGAUCCCGAUGAGCAUGUACUGGAUGCUCCCGCAGUUCAUUCUUCUCGCCAUGGUCGAUUCCCUUCUCGAAGCUAAUGCGAAGUCGUUCAUAGGCAGACGGUACAAAAAGGCAUUACGCCUGCUGUACCCAUUUCUUUUCGCUCGGGCAAUCAUCGGCGCCGGAAUCUUGGUCGGCAUUUUUUCAGUUCAUUUGGCCGGAAAGUUUAGCAAGCAUGUCGGCCGGAGGGUGAACUGGUUUCAGGAAACGCUGAAUCAGAGCCGAAUGGACUGUUAUUACUGGGCAUUGACUGUGCUCUGCGUAGCUAAUUUUGUGUUGUUUCUGGUGUUGUUGUUCUACUUCAAGUGCACAUCAGGCCAUGAAUAUAAGAGUUAA